Lolium rigidum is the source of this 1456-nucleotide messenger RNA. RefSeq lists its product as uncharacterized. Gene Ontology annotation, molecular function: zinc ion binding. The transcript is spliced from 3 exons. The coding region runs from base 76 to 1302 and encodes 408 amino acids. Lineage: Eukaryota; Viridiplantae; Streptophyta; Magnoliopsida; Poales; Poaceae. The record is from RefSeq and is a predicted model, not a curated record.
GAUCAAUUGAUGUUACCAGUACACUGUUACAAAUAAUGGAAGGAAAAGCCCUGCUGCUAGCCACAUCUGUUUGCCAUGGCUAAGCACACACAGCAGGAGAACACGAGCGGCCCGAUGUUGACGGAAGACGAAGAAGAGGAGCAUCAUCGUGGGGAUCGUCCGCUGCUUCCAGUAUAUGCACAAGAGAAGCAGGAUGCCAAGCCACCGCCAUUGCCGAUGAAGAGCGGGAGCAUGCGAUCAAAAUCAAGAGUUGAGGAGGAGGCGUCUGGAUCCUGCAGCGUCCGGUCACUGUCAUUCUCCAAGCUUUUCAGCUUCAGGGUCACCACCUCCACGACUGCCAUGGACAUUGAUCAUCUGGCUGCUGCUGAAGAUGCUUGUGCAGAACAACUAAAGCAGCAGCAACUGAAGCCGGUGUGCCGCUCGCAGUCGAUGCCCAUGACCAGCACCAAGAGGUUCCCCCAGAGUCACAGAAAGAGGGUGGUGGACUCGAGCUCGCUCCCCCGGUUCCGGGUGUCGUCCAUGCCCGUGCCAGCACUAGAGUCAUCACAAUCAGACUCAGCAGAAGCACAAGAAGGAGCUGAAGGAUCCAAGCAGGAGGAUGAAGAGGAGGUUGGAGAAGAGGAGGCAGUCUGCAGGAUCUGCAUGGUGGCGCUGGGAGAAGGGGGGAAUGUUCUGAAGCUGGAGUGCCGGUGCAAGGGCGAGCUCGCUCUGGCGCACCGGGAUUGCGCCCUGAAAUGGUUUGGCAUCAAGGGCAACGCCAACUGCGACGUCUGCGGCCACGACGUGCUCAACCUGCCUGUCACGCUCCGCCGCGUCCGCAACAAUGCUCCUCCGCCGCUACCACCGUCUCCGGCUUCUGCUGCUGCAACUCCUCCAGGCAGUGGCGGCGGAUUCAUGGGGUUUUGGCGGCACCGCACGGCGAUCCUGGUGGUGGUGAGCAUGCUGGCCUACUUCUGCUUCCUGGAGCAGCUGCUGGUGGGCGACCAUGGCACCGCCGCCCUAGCCAUCUCAUUGCCCUUCGCCGGCGUCCUCGGCCUCUUCUCCUCCCUCACCACGUCCAAGAUGGUGUCCUCCAGGAGAUACGUCUGGAUCUACUCCGCUGUCCAGUUCCUCUUCGUCGUCCUCUUCACCCACCUCUUCUACCGCUACGUGCGGCUGCAGGCCGUCAUCGCCAUCAUCCUCUCCACCUUUGCCGGGUUCGGCGUUGCCAUCUGUGCCAACGCCGUGCUCCUCCAGAUCAUCAGGUGGAGAGCCAGACGCGUCCCGACACCACCAUCAGACCUUCAGAUGGCCCAGCCAUAGCUACAUAUUCAGCUUCUUUCUUUACUCUGCUUUCUACUUAUACUGUAUAUAGCUACCUGUGGGCUGUUCUCUCAGAUUUUGUCUAUGAAUAUAUAGUUUGAAAUAUGAAAAAAAGAAGGGCGGAAGCAAAGGAUUUCUUGCUUUUUUUUCGAUU